This is a messenger RNA of Symbiodinium natans, 3369 nucleotides long. The record is from the annotation of a GenBank genome assembly. Lineage: Eukaryota; Dinophyceae; Suessiales; Symbiodiniaceae.
AUGGACUUCGACGACCUUGACGAUGCGAUCGAACAGAGGAUUGCCGAAGGCGACACGGAGGCGUUGGCCAACCUCAGCGGCGUCACGACAGCAAAGAAGGAACUGAAAAAGUUCUCCGGAUCGCUGAAGGGCAUGCCUCGCAACAAGGGAUUUCCCCAGAUCGAUCAGAUCUACGCCCUCGGCACGCAAAUCAAGAUGAGAGCUUUCAUCUUCUACGGCCCGGGCGACCUCGCCGAGGAGUUCCGCUUCGCGCUCCUCGGCGUGCCGAAGUGGAUGGAAGUUGGCAUCUACGAGUGGCCAGGACAUGGCACUCGAGAGGGCGAGCCGUAUGCGGAGAACUUUGAGGCUUUGGCCAAGGACGCCCUCGACCACCUUACGCCGAUGCUGGACCAGGUGAAGGAGGGAGGUGAGUUCGAGGGUGCACCCUUUGCCUUCAUCGGCAAGUCGGUUGGUUGUCAGCUGCUCACUUGGCUUGCGAAGACAAUCCUGGUGAAGCAUGGGAUUGGCCCUUCCGCCGUGGUCGUCGUGGACCGCGCGCCGCCCCACAUCCCCUUGCUGAAUGAGCAUGGCCAGUCCGAACUGAAGUCGAACCCGGACAAGGUGGUCAAGGCCUUCAACUACGCGACCUUCGAGGAGGUGGACCGAAAGAUGUGGGCUAAGGACCUCAGCUACGCCAACGAGACGCUUGACGCCUUCUACCACAAGUUCGACUGCCCCGUCAUGGUCUUGAAAGGGCAGUUCGACCAAGCCAGCGAUGCCUUCGGAAAGAAGAAGAGCAAGUUCAAGGCUGUGACCGUGAAGAUCAAGGGCUCUGAGGAGACGAUCGACUUGCCCGCAGAGUCCGAGACCACCGUCAAGGAGAUGCUGUCAGCUGUGGACAAGAUGUUCAGCUACACGAGGGGUGCCAACCUCAAGUGCUUCUCCCCGGAUGGCCGCGAGAUCGCGCCCGACAGCACCGUUCCAGCUGUCAUCGUGGUCGAUGGCCUGAAGGACUUCCAGCACCCCCGCCACUCUUGGGAGCACCCGGUGGGCGUCAUUGGCGGCGGCUUCUAUGGCGUGAAGCUGGGCAUGGAGUACAUGCUGCACAGGAACGAGAACAUCGUGCUUUUCGAUCGCCACGCCCAGGCAGGGGGCGAUGCAUGGCACUGCUCAGCGACGAAGUACUCGCGAUGCCAGACGGACUUCGGAGCCUUCAACCCGUGGUGGGGUCACCAGUAUUGCUACAGCGGGGACAAGGGCUACGGCUCCAAUCCCAAGUCCGGAGGCCGUGCCAAGUUCAGUGCCUCGUUCGACGGCCCUGGCGCACCUAAGGGCGGCUCGGGUGCAGGCACUGGGGUGGACUACCACCCAGUCAGGGCACAGCUGCUGGACGCCAUGCGCUACUGCAUUGAGGAGUACGGCUUCACAAAGCACUGCAACUUUGAGACGGAGGUCUCUACCUUGAAGAUUGUCGGCGAUCCCGAAGCCGAAGACCGCUACUACGAGCUGGGCCUGACGAAGCUCGACAAGGCCAGCAUCGAGCUCGCGGGUGGAGGCUACGGCGGCUACGGCACCACCGGCGCCAUGCGCGCAGCCACCUCCACCGUCAAGGUCUCGCUUGUCUACCACUUCCCCGGUGCAUAUGACAUCAACCGCAUCGUCGACUAUCCUGGUGAGGACGAGUUCAUCGCGGGGGGUGGACAGAUCGGCUACGGCAUGGGCAACGGUCAGGGCGGGCUCUUCACGUGGGACGACGGCCGCAUGAAGGACGCGCGAGCCGCGAUCUUGGGCAAUGGCGCCUUCGCGGUGGAGAACGUCCGGAGCUGCGUGGAGAAUGCCGCUGCCAAGGUCUACAUCAUCACUCGGCGGAAGAGCCUGCUUUGCCCGCGCCUGCCGUGUUGGUUCUGCCACCAGGGCCCAGACCCAACACCAGCCUGGCAGCUGCUGAACCAGUUCAAGCCGAUGUACGCAUGCGCAGGCAUCGAGGACCCCUUCAAGUUCUAUGCCGUGGCUUGGCUUUCUUCUGGCUGGUGUGUGGGUAGUGGCGAGGCGGACUGCCAGAUCAAGCAGAGCAGUCGCUUCGGCAUUGGCGAUGUCACCUUCCUCGCGCACGCCUAUGGUCUUCUAGAGUACCGUGUGGACACCCUGGCGAGAUGCAGCGCCAAGACCUUGCAUCUAUCCGGUGGGGAGAAGCUGGAGAACAUGGACCACAUUUGCAAGGCACUGGGACUCAUCGGCGACCCGAGGGUCGACAAGCUCCAUGCCAUGACCCACAAGGUGGGGAACAUGAUCAACGGCGACUUCCGACGGGUCAUGACCGCCGAUGCUACCGGCAUGGACGCCAAGCGCUUCACCACGUUCUCUGCUGGCCCUGGCGCUUGCGGCUUCGUAAAGCAGUGGUACUACAUGCACAAUCACCCCUGGGAGUUCAGGGAGGCGGUCGCGCAAGGCAUGAUGAAGCUGCUGCCUGUGCACAAGAAGAGCGACACACAGCCGGACCAGCCCGUGUACAUGACCAACGUUCAGUACGAGAUGUGGGCUGGCGGCGUGUUUGGAAGCUAUUUCCCAAAUGCAGGCCGCGCUUUCGGCGACGAGGCGUCUUACAAGUACUCUCUAAUCCACACGAUGCACCCGGUGCACAAGUUCUACGAGUACUGCAAGGCGGACUGGGAUAGGUACCAGAAGAUGUUCCAGGAAAACUGCAAGGGCUGUGCGGACAAGAACGUGCCAUAUCCCUACACUUUGGACCACGUCAAAAGUUGGUUUGACGAGUACAACACGAAGUUGAACUGUCAGACAUCGAUGGAAGGCCCCAGCGAGUCAUUCAGAAAGAGCACCAUCGACGUGUUCCAAAGGAGCGACGUGGCGCUUCAGCGCGAGCUCAUUCCCAAUUUGGUGAAGGAGUUCAAGCUGGUCAAAGCGAAAGACGGGGAAGAUCCCUACACCCAAGUGCAGGCCAACAAGGUCUACGAGUUGAAAAAGCCGCUCACAUCCUCCAACGCCGACUCAUGCAUGAACUUCGACGAGCAGCAAACAAGUCUGUGGAAGGAUCUGGUCGCGGAUGGCUUCACGUGCCACAUGGAGGAAGUGCCUUGCAGCUCAGCCGGCGCGUUGCAGGUGAAUCUGGCCGGCUACACCCGCACUGGCGGCAUACAGCAGCUGAGGGCCGCAGGAUACACGGCCGAGGAGCUCCGCGGCGGCGGCUACACGGCACAGGAGGUCAAGAAGGCCGGCUACACCUUCCAGCAGCUGCGGACGGGCGGCUACACCGCGGAGCAGCUCCGGCACUGCGGCUUCAAGGUGGAGCAACUGCGGGCGGGAGGCUACACGACGAACCAGCUGCGCGCUGGCGGCUUCACCGCCCAGGAGGUCUCCACCUUUAAAGUCUGA